Molecule: messenger RNA, 2395 nt
Organism: Brachypodium distachyon (stiff brome)
Lineage: Eukaryota; Viridiplantae; Streptophyta; Magnoliopsida; Poales; Poaceae
Product: tubby-like F-box protein 6
Exons: 6
Coding region: 761-1975 (404 amino acids)
Molecular function (GO): protein binding
Source: RefSeq, a predicted model, not a curated record
GAUGACUCUUCCAGCCAGCCAGCCACUCGGACAGAGCCAGACAGCCUCGUUUGGGAGGAAGCUGGAACCCUAAUCCCAUUGCCAGCUCUCAAAUUCCAAUUCCAAUUCCAUUUCCCCCCUUUAUAUAACCACGCAAUUAGGAGCAUUUCCCGAUCGAUUCCAUUCCCGUGCCACCGUCGCCGCCUAUCUACAUCGGCCGCCCCAUCGCCGAAAAAUUCCCCAGCGCAGGCACCUACCCCUGCUCAAUCCUCAUCCCAAUUCUCAUCUUAUCCUUUCCGUUCUCUUUAUUGGAAUCUUGCCUUCUUCAUCAUCAUCCUGUUGUUGGUGUUGUUUGUCCUUGUCCUCCUCCACACACACACGCACACCAAGAAAUUGCAGCGCAAUUUGGGGGCGGAUUCGAGUAGACAGAAAGGCGGGUUGGUCGCCUGCUUGCUAUCCGCUUUUUCCCUUGGGUGGAUUGCAUUCGCGUGCUCCUGCUCUCCGGUCAGUGGUGUUCCUUGAGCUUGCACCGUAUCUUGCUUCGCUCCGAGACGGGGCAAUUGGGGCCGGCUCCACCUCAGUUCGUUGCCUCCCUUGUUGGGGCAAUCCAAGGAUUCCAGGAUGCGCGACGCCAUGGCACUUCCAAGGCACCAUUAGUUCGCCCGACACCGUUGGUGUGAGAUUUGUUGCUGCCUGUUGGAAGCUGAGAGGUGCGUGCAGUCGAAUUUAUCGGGAGCUUGAUUUGGCGAGCGGCGGUGGGGGAGCUGGAGAAGGCAGCAGGAUGUCUUUCAGGAGCCUAAUACAGGAGAUGAGGGAUGAGUUCGGGAGCAUGAGCAUCUCGAGGCACGGCCUGCGGUCGUCCCGGUCGCACCGUGGCGCCGGGCACACCCCUCGGGCGUCCGCCGUGGGGCCGGCGGAGGCGCUGCAGCAGAGCUGCUGGACGCGGCUGCCCCCCGAGCUCCUGCGCGAGGUGCUGGUGAAGAUCGAGGACUCGGAAGGCUGCUGGCCGUCCCGCCGGGACGUGGUGUCGUGCGCGGGUGUCUGCCGGACCUGGAGGGGCAUCAUGAAGGAGGUCGUGCGCGUCCCGGAGGCCUCCGGGAAGCUCACGUUCCCUAUCUCGCUCAAGCAGCCUGGCCCAAAGGAUGGUACUCUUAGAUGUUUCAUAAGAAGGAAUCGGACUACUCAGACAUAUUCUCUCUAUAUUGGACUCACUGAAGCACUAGCUGAUGAUGGGAAGUUCUUACUUGCUGCACGCAAAUGCAGAAAGGCCACAUACACAGACUACCUCAUUUCCCUUGAUAUGGGUGAUAUGUCAAAGGGUAGCAGCACCUAUAUUGGCAAGCUAAGGUCAAAUUUUCUGGGAACAAAGUUUACUGUCUAUGAUGCCCAUCCUCCUUAUGACGGAGCUGUUGUCUCGAAGAGUCGAUCUGCACGUGUGAUUGGUUUGAAUCGGGUCUCCCCAAGAGUUCCUGCUGGAAAUUAUCCAGUUUCACAUAUUUCUUAUGAAUUGAAUGUUUUGGGCUCCAGAGGUCCAAGAAGGAUGAACUGUGUUAUGAAUUCUAUCCCCGCAUCAGCUGUUGAAGAAGGAGGGAAAGCUCCAACGCAGACUGAAUUCCCUCGUAGUAACCUCGACUCUUUCCCGUCAAUUCCAUUCUUCAGAUCUAAAUCUGCUCGGAUAGACAGUACAGCUUCCCAGCUACCCACUCAGAUGGAAGAGAAAUUGGUGCUCAAGAACAAGUCUCCCAGGUGGCAUGAACAACUGCAAUGUUGGUGCCUCAAUUUCCGUGGACGGGUGACCGUUGCCUCGGUAAAAAACUUUCAGCUGGUGGCUUCGGACGACAAUGGACCAGCUAACCAGGAGCAUGACAAGGUGAUUCUCCAGUUUGGAAAGAUAGGCAAAGACUUGUUCACCAUGGACUACCGCUACCCGAUAUCAGCAUUUCAAUCAUUUGCGAUCUGUCUGAGCAGUUUUGAUACCAAAAUUGCUUGUGAAUGAGACAAGGUUCUGGAAAACAUUGCCAUCCCUUGGAGUGAUGCUGAAGCUGAAGGAAGAAGUAAUGCUGAAGCUGAAGGAUUGGGUAAACGUACCAUCCCUUGGAGUGGUGCUGCGGUCGGUGUACAUAGCUAUUUCAGUUUAUUUUCCUUUCUGAUUAAUAUACGGAGUACAUUCUUUGCCGGUGCCGGCAAUUGAAAGAUUAGAGUCUUUUCCCCGGAGUGGUGCAGGCUUGCGUUGUGUGGCCAUGGCCAAAGAUAGUUUGUCGCUUGAUGAGUUUAUAAAAGAGUGAGCCAACGUUGCAACUUGCAAUUGGGUUAGCUUCCAGGGAUGGGUUCGUGAUGAGAUUUAAGAGUAAAUUCCUGUGUUACAACUUACAAGUGCAUGUUCAGUGCGUUGCAAAUCAGAUGCGUGGUUCAUGUA